AUGAUUAAAUAUAAUAGUGAAAAUCAUUUUAAGUUUCAUAAUGUUAAAGUAUUUGAUAAAGAAAGGAUGAUUUUAUAUUUUAAAAGAAUGCCAAUAGAGUAAGAAGAGAAUGAUAAUUUAUAUAAUGGAUUAAAUUAAUUAAUAAUGAAAGAGAGGAUAGAAUAAACAAAAUAAAAGAUAGAAAUUGGAAAAUAAGUUACAAGUAGUGUUAAGAUGGAUUAAGGAGAAUUACCUAAAAAUAGAACAUUAAUAAUAAUGAAUUUUGAUUAUCCUUUUGAUCGUAAAUUUAUAGCAAAAGUAUUUAAAUUAUGUGGAAUAAUUCGAAGAGUUUAUGUUGGAUCAAUGAAAGUAGUUGAUAAUAAUAAAAAAAGAUUAUUACAUGUUGGUUUGGUUGUUUUUAAGAAUGAAUAUGAUUUAACAAAAUGUUUUGAUAUUGAAUAUUUUCAAUAAAAAAUAAAUAAUAAAUUUAAAAGUGUUCCUAUUACAACUAAUUAUGAAAAGAAAUUAUUACAAAAUUAUGAAUUUGUAGAUGAGAAAAAGAAUUAAAUAAUAGAAGAGGCAUAAAAAGAAGGAUAUUAGAUUGCAAUGAAUAAAUAUGGUGAUUUCGAAACUAAUAUAGAGAAACCUAAAUUUGAGAAGAGAAAUUGGGUAGGAAGAAACAAAAAUAAAACAAAAAAGAAUAUAAAUACAGAAGAAAUAGAAUAAGUAAUUUAGGGAUUAGAUGAUAAUUUACCUCAUUAAAAGAAAAAAGAUAUAUUAAAAUUUUAAAAACAAUAACUUCAAUAAUAAUUUCAAUAAGAUAUUGAAAAUCUAAGAUAAAAAUAAAAGAAAGUAAAGGAAUGA
Messenger RNA from Paramecium pentaurelia, 843 nucleotides. The record is from the annotation of a GenBank genome assembly. Lineage: Eukaryota; Ciliophora; Oligohymenophorea; Peniculida; Parameciidae.